AUGGCACGCAUCUAUCGCUUCGAUCACGCUGCCGCGGUCGUCUCCCAAGCAUUCAACUAUGUUGAGAAUCCCGAGAUCCUCCACGAAUUCUUCUGGCGCUUCGCCAAUCCCAUCAAUCCAGCUUGUGGCGUUGUUGGCGACGACCCCACUAUCUCGAUGCCCAGCCACGAGGACAGGGCGUUGGCAAAGAGGUUGUUUGAGAAACACAAGGGCGAGCAGUUCACAGGGGAAAAUAACAAAGUAUGCCGGUGGAUCAUCUGCAAAAGACCUGACGGCGCUAUCGAGCGCUACCUCACAUACCGACUCGUCUUCAUGAAUCCACACCUCUUCUCGCGUGCCACGACCGUCUGGGAAGCAUUCAAAGAGGGCGAUGGGAGUGGCAAGACCUAUGUCAUCAAGGAUGCCUGGCGGCAAGGCGCCCGACGUUUUGAGGAGGAGUUCUACAAGGACAUUCGCGAGGGCGUCGCGGAACAGCACGAUCUUGAGGAGUUGUGUGAUAUCGCGGAGGAGGAAUUGCAGUUGCGCGGACUAGCGGAGCUCGAGUAUGCCAUCGAUCUCGGUGAGGAAGAAAUGAAUGCUCACACGCACGAAGAACGGAACGAUCCGGUUUCGCCUGCUCCCUCGUCGUUUGAUUGCCAGCCUUUGUCCGACGACGGUUUUUUUGGACCCCCUGCGUACGAUACGGACCAGGACGGAUCUGCUCCCUCACCACCACCACCACCGUACGAGUCUGACGACGAGGCUCCGCCACCAUACGAGUCGGGGCAUUGCACUGCAUCCGCUGCGAUCCUGGACAGAAAUAUGGCCAAGUACAACGAGCGAAGCCAUACGCGCCUAAUAAUGAAGACUGUUGGGCGACCCAUUUCCCAGUUCGAGAGCACGAAGGAGAUGAUCGAGGCAUUGCGCGAUGCAAUUGAAGGUCACGGGAUCGCGUACAAGGCUGGUGUUUUGCACCGGGACGUUAGCGAAGGGAAUGUCCUCAUCGCGGAGGAUGCACCUUUGAAAGGCUUCAUUGGCGAUUUCGAUUACAGCUUCAACUGGAAGCGAUUCUUGCGGGAACGUGGCUGGAAGGAUACGCUUGAGAGCUGGCAACGUUAUAUCAAGACUCACGAAGGCAUGCCGGAUGAGAGCGCAAAUGCAAAGGCAUCUCAGCAAGACUUGAAGGACAGCGAGUUGCGGAAUGGCCUCAAAGAAAGAACGGGUACCUUCUACUUUAUGGGGAUUGAGGUCUUACAAGGCAACAUUAUUCAUGAUGCAUGUCAUGAUCUAGAAUCUUUCUACUGGCUCCUCGUAUGGCUUGCCCUCAGGCAUACAGACCAUGAACACGAAGCUGGAAAUCUAGCAUGUUCAAGACUAUUCGAUGCAGACAACGAAUGGUCAUGCCAAGACAGCAAGGUAGCAUGGCUCAGAAAGCCUGGAUCAGUGAAAGUGCGAGGAAACGCACCUCUCACGCAUUUGCUUGAAGAAUUUACCACACAAUGCUUCCUCAACAUUCCCCAGCACAAGUAUGUGCCACUUGUUCCCCUCACACACAAGUCGGUAUUAGGUUUAUUUGACAUGGCGCUGGGAAUGGAUGGAUGGCCGAAGAAUGACGUGGCCCGACCUUACAAGAUGCCAAACACAACAGCCACCCGCGUUGAUGUACGACCACCUCCUCAGACCACUAGCGGAAAAACUGGAAGUAAGCCACCUUCCAGUCGCUCCAGACCUCUAUCUGCAGCGGGUAGGCCACCUCGUUCCCAAUGUGGUGGACGUCUCGUCCCCACAACAGGUAGCCUGGCGCAGGGUGAGACAUCUGGCCAAGAGAAAUCGGCCAGCAAAGCGUCGCAGCCCAGGAAGUGUACCCCCAAUACUGCAGAACAGGGCGUUGAAUCCUUCCGGCCUCAGCCGAUGAUAGCGAGCACAAACUCGUGGUCAUUGAUGCCAUCCGCUGCUUGGCCAGUCACAUCUUCUGUUGUCCAGGGUUCUGUCCGGUCGCGUCAGGUCAUCACAUCCCAAGUCUCGCCCACUAGCAGUACAAAACGCACUCGCGACGUUGUGGAGAAGGAGAACCACUCACCAUCGAAGAGGCGGAAAAGCGUAAACGCAAGUGCACCAUCGACGACGUGUAAUUUCAUCGCUGCUCGCUUUGUCUUCGCAUGCUCUCACACUCUCCUCACUAUACUUGCUACCUAUCGCGUCCCAGGCAUCCUGUCUGUGUUGUAG
Messenger RNA from Fibroporia radiculosa, 2205 nucleotides. RefSeq lists its product as uncharacterized. Gene Ontology annotation, biological process: protein phosphorylation. The transcript has 4 exons. The coding region runs from base 1 to 2205 and encodes 734 amino acids. Gene Ontology annotation, molecular function: protein kinase activity. The record is from RefSeq and is a predicted model, not a curated record. Lineage: Eukaryota; Fungi; Basidiomycota; Agaricomycetes; Polyporales; Fibroporiaceae.